This is a messenger RNA of Aphanomyces invadans, 772 nucleotides long. RefSeq lists its product as hypothetical. The record is from RefSeq and is a predicted model, not a curated record. The coding region runs from base 17 to 397 and encodes 126 amino acids. Lineage: Eukaryota; Oomycota; Saprolegniomycetes; Saprolegniales; Verrucalvaceae. The transcript has a single exon.
UUUGGCUCUUGCGGAAAUGAAGCUGCGAUGGCCGUCGUCGGGAUGGGUCAGGUCGGUGGUUGAUCCGCUGCACAAGCGCCUUGACAAGGCAUCCGAACGACCGAAGAUGUUUUUGCAGUGGCGCCGUCGCAAGUCCACGGUCAGCGUGACCGACGACGAGGAACUUGCGCCACCAGCAGUCAUGCCGACCUCGGUCGACCCAUCGAUCGAAGCGACUCCGUCUCCAAAGCAGAAAGUCGCCGUCCCCGUCAAGAUUCCCCUUGAGCACUUGUAUAAGCGGGAAACGUUCGUUGGUGGCAAAAAGAUCCCAUACACGAGGCUUCAAACCAAGCAACGACGCAUGCGCAUGAUUAUCUACGAUCGCAUCCACGAAGACAAAGCGGUCCAUGUAUUUUGACGAACGGUUCACGUCCAGAAUGCACCGACUGCGUCGACCCCGCCUCGCGAAUAUCUGACCGCAACUCCGCCGUGUCGCACGCGCCAAGAGUUGUCGACCUCGCCGAUCGCCAUACGAUGGCCACGCAUCGUGCAUGCAAGCGCAUGCUGUCCGUCCUCAAUAGAGCAUGACUCAACCAUUUUCCGUGGAGGAGAGCUGGAAUUCGGUGCAUCCUCUCGAUGGCUGCACAGCCACAUGUGUGCAUUUUAUGUAGUAGGAGCGAGCGGCCGUCGAUUCUGUCGGCAGCUGCAGGGGUGAUGGUAGCGUCUACUUGUAGCACUAAUGUAGCAGACAAUGAAACUGCGGUGGCCCCAAGCUUGCCCACGCAGAUCCGCC